AUGGGCGGCAUCAAUUCUGUAGCCAUUCGAUCCACUCCUCACGACGACGACGGAAAGCUUGAUCUCGAGAAUAACUACAACAACAACAACAGCAACUUCCAUUCGAGAGCUCUCGAGGGUGAAGAAGCAGAACGAGCCUUACAGAGAGCUCUCUUCAUUGGCACCACCAACACUAACACCAGCACCAACAGCACCACCACUACUGAUUCAUCACCAGCACCACCACACCACCACACCCACCGAUCAGGAUCUGUUGCUUCUGAGGGAUCACCCAAAUCCAUUCCAAUUUGGCUCGACAACACAACCACUUGUUACUUUCCGAACCGUAACAAUAAGAGAUCUUCCUUUCUUCCUCAACAACGAUCUUUUUGCACCACCAAAUCCACGCAGAAACCAGCACUUUUAUGUAAACGAGAAUCAGAGUCCACAUUGAAAUCAUCCGUGGAGUCCACCUUCAAUACGGAUUCCAUCUCUCUGAAUGGCUCGAAACGAAGUCAUUCUGCUAUUGGUCUCUCACUCUAUGAAAAGUCAUUACUCACAAGGGAAUUGAAAGCGAGUAUGAAUGAUCACUUUCAACCACAAAAACAACAAAUGGUUGAAUCGGCCUCCAUGUUACACUCAUCGGUUUCAACGUCCUCAUUCCUUUCUUCGAGUGAUCACAAUAGAAACAGUCCUAAGAAAGCAGCUAAUGGACCUCAGAAUUCUUCAUCACAAGAUUAUGACAGUGAUACAUCGACGUCCUCUUCUUCUUGUACCAAUUCACCCCCACAACCACUCUUUCUUAAAUACUAUGUCAAGAAGAAUAAUGGUGUUGUUUCAACCCAACAAGGAGAUUCAUGUGCAGAUGACUUGUACGAUUAUGGCAAAUCUGAAAAGAAUCAACGAAACUUUCGAUCUCAAUCACUUCCAAAUACGAAUACAGAACCUGGGUCUCCCAUUCGACCAAUGAAGAAGGUUAACUCAGAUAAUUUCGGUUGUGACUUCCUUCCCAUCAUUGUCACACCUCCACCCUCUUCACCUGAACUCACUUCGUCAACGCCACCUUUUCGAUCCGUGAGUCAAGAAUUACAACAAGCCAAGAGAGAAAAACGAGCUCGACGAAAGAAGAAAUUACUCGAGCAACAAUUAAUCCACGAACAACAGCAACAACUCUUAGAACGCAGCAUGAAUAUGAAGUCAACCAUUCGAUCAAGCUCAGAAAUUAAGCUCAAAGAUAGUCCCAACAGCAAAAAGAAUAAUCAUGCAGAUCCUGCCCACCAAACACAUUGCACUCUUCCUUCCAUCUUUGAAAAAGUUCUUUCACAAACAAGAAACUAA
Messenger RNA from Naegleria fowleri, 1317 nucleotides. RefSeq lists its product as uncharacterized. NCBI's taxonomy places the organism in Eukaryota, Heterolobosea, Eutetramitea, Acrasida, Naegleriidae. The record is from RefSeq and is a predicted model, not a curated record. The transcript is spliced from 2 exons. Bases 1 to 1317 code for a protein of 438 amino acids.